AUGAGCUUAUUAAAUAGAAAAGAAACCUCUUUAAUGUUAAAUUUUUUUUUUAAAAAUGUGAGAAAUAUACAUUCCUUUAAACAAAAAUAUGAUACAGUAUUAAAUAAAAAGGUAAUAAAAUGGAGAAGUCAGAAAAAGGGUUUAUUUAAUAAGGUGUGUCAAAAAAAGAGUUUUACAAGUUUAGAGUGUGAACAAAUAAAUAAUAAAAAUGAAAAAGAGGAAGAAGACAAAAAAUUUAAUGGUGACAAUAAUAUUAGUGAUAAUGAGAUAUAUAAUGAGGAUGAAGAAGAUGAUAAAUAUAUAAAAUCCUUUUAUGAAAUAUAUGAUAAUAAUAAAGAUACUUACGAUUGCCCUAAAGAGUUGAUGAGGUUUAUUAUAAAAGAACAUAUGAAUGUAAAGAUAAAAAUAAAAUGUUCUAGUCCUCGAAAUAUGAAAAAAUCAGAUGUAAGAAAUAUUAUUAAUAAUAUGUUUGAAAAAAGUAAUAUAAAUGAACAGAAUAAUAUAAACAAAGCAGAUAUACAUAAUGGUAAAAAUGAAAUUCAUAAUAAUCCAGAUGAAAAAAAUUAUGAUAUAUAUUAUUUAUCAUCAACUUUUAAAAAUUAUAAUUACCCUGAAAGAAAUGUUUUAUGGCCUAAUCCGUUGGUAUAUAAUCAUCGUUUGCAACCUUUUAUUUUGAAGAAAGGAAAAGAACAAAAUGUAAAUGAUAUGAAUAAUAAGAAGAAUACAAAUAAUUUAAAUGACAAUUUUGAAAGAGAUAAAGAAAAUAUAGAGAGAAAUAAAAAGAGAUUAGAAAAUUUAUGGUCUUAUAGUUCCAGCUAUGGUAUUGAUUGGAAUACACUAGAUGAAUUAUUUUUAAAUUAUAAAACAAAAAAAAAUGAACAUCAAAAUGAAUGGGAAAAAUAUAAAAGUAAUAUUAUGAUGUAUGCUUCUAAAGUAUGUAAAAGAAAAUUAAUAAAUAGUAGAAAGAAAUUAUUAAACGAAUUAAAUAUUGAUUAUUCAAAUAAUAUAUAUGCUAACUAUGAUGAUCGUAGUAUCAAAAAUGAACAAAUAAAUUUGGAUGAAGAUAAUACUGAGUAUAAUUUGUUAUUACCUCGAUCGAUUUUUAGAAAAUGGACACGCACAUUAUAUUAUUAUUGGAAAGAUAAAUAUAUGCAUUAUUAUCAUAAUACCCUUUGUGAUUACUUAAAAGGUGAAAUUGUAGACCUACAACUUUUACGAGAACACAAUGAAAGAAAUUUAAACUUAUCAAAUAAAAAAAUGAUGAACAAGCAUACUUAUAAUUUAAAACCAGUAACUGGAUCUAAUUUAUAUAUUACAAGAUAUAUAAAAAGGAAAAACAACAAUGAAGAAAAUGAUGAUACAUUUGACUUAACGGGAGUCGGCGAAAAUAUAUACAAUACAGUUAAAAGAGAAUAA
Molecule: messenger RNA, 1416 nt
Organism: Plasmodium falciparum 3D7
Lineage: Eukaryota; Apicomplexa; Aconoidasida; Haemosporida; Plasmodiidae
Source: RefSeq, a predicted model, not a curated record